UUCCACGUCAAACAUCAGAUGUAUGAAAAACUCAUAACUUUUCAACCAAAUAACUGGUCGCAAGCGAGUAUAGAUUGCUCUGCCCACUAGCAAGCCCCAAGGAUGUCCUCACGCUACGACCGAGCUGUUACCAUAUUCUCGCCGGAUGGCCACUUGUUACAGGUGGAGUACGCCCAGGAAGCUGUUCGAAAGGGCUCCACGGCGGUUGGGGUGCGUGGCGCCAAUUGCGUGGUGCUGGGCGUGGAGAAGAGCUCGGUGUCCAAGAUGCAGGAGGACCGAACGGUGCGCAAGAUCUCCAUGCUCGACAACCACGUGGCGUUGGCAUUUGCUGGUCUUACAGCCGAUGCACGGAUCCUAAUAAACCGAGGGCAGGUCGAGUGCCAGAGCCAUCGCCUCAACUUCGAAAACGCGGUGACUCUCGAGUACAUCACCAGAUACAUUGCCCAGCUCAAGCAGAAGUACACGCAGAGCAAUGGACGUCGUCCUUUCGGGAUAUCCUGUCUAAUCGGAGGCAUUGACGCCAAUGGCUCUGCACGUCUAUUCCACACCGAACCAUCCGGUGUAUUCUACGAGUACAAGGCGAGCGCAACUGGACGUUCGGCAAAUACUGUGAGGGAAUUCUUUGAAAAGGCCUAUCGUGAUGAUGAAGUGACCACCAAGUGCGGAGCCAUUAAGCUGGCCAUGCGUGCCCUUCUCGAAGUCACCCAGUUAGGCCAGAGCCGCCUGGAGGUAGCCGUUUUGGAGAAGGGCAAGUCAAUGAAAAUGCUGGACGGCAGUGUAAUUGCCGAAAUAGUUAAGAUCCUUCAAAGGGAAAAGGAGCAGGAACUCCAAAGGAAGACACACAAAAUGAACAAAUGAAAUAGUGCUUUCUAAACCCACAGAUCGUUUACCUUACUUUUUUAUAUUCUUUGCUUUUUGUUUCAAACUAUU
Messenger RNA from Drosophila teissieri, 930 nucleotides. It is a transcript of the gene Prosalpha4T1, whose product is annotated as proteasome subunit alpha type-7-1A. The coding region runs from base 103 to 858 and encodes 251 amino acids. NCBI's taxonomy places the organism in Eukaryota, Metazoa, Arthropoda, Insecta, Diptera, Drosophilidae. The transcript has a single exon. Gene Ontology annotation, cellular component: nucleus; proteasome core complex; proteasome core complex, alpha-subunit complex. Gene Ontology annotation, biological process: ubiquitin-dependent protein catabolic process. The record is from RefSeq and is a predicted model, not a curated record.